Molecule: messenger RNA, 1995 nt
Organism: Epithele typhae
Lineage: Eukaryota; Fungi; Basidiomycota; Agaricomycetes; Polyporales; Epitheliaceae
Product: HET-domain-containing protein
Exons: 2
Coding region: 1-1995 (664 amino acids)
Source: RefSeq, a predicted model, not a curated record
AUGUGGCUCUUGUCUACAUCUCGCGCAGAGCUACAGUAUUUCGACAGUCCGGAAACCGUCCCGGGCGGCUACGCGAUCCUCUCGCAUGUCUGGCAAUCAGACGUCGCUGAGGACACGUUUCAAGACCUUCGGAAGCUCUACGCCCGCUGUAGUGAAGCCGGCUCAUGCCCGCGCGACUACGUCUCUUCAAAAACCCGGCAGUGCUGCAUCCUCGCGGAACAAGAAGGGUACCAGUACGCCUGGAACGACACGUGCUGCAUCGACAAGUCAAACGACGUCGAGCUCUCCGAGUCCAUCAAUUCGAUGUUCCGAUACUACGCUCAGGCGGAGAUCUGUUUCGCCUACCUCUACGACGUCCCCUCCGGCGACGUCCAGAACGACUCCGUCUGUCGGCAUCGGUUCCGCAUCAGCAGAUGGCACGAGCGCGGGUGGACCCUCCAGGAACUUCUCGCGCCCGAGUCUCUCGUCUUCUUCUCUCAAGACUGGGAGGUUCUUGGCACCAAGUGCGAUCUCGCCGAACUACUGGAGGAGGUGACACAGAUCCCACGAGAGGUCCUUCGGCACGAGCAGGAGAUCACGGAGAUGAGCGUCGCGCAGAGGUUGUCGUGGGCGGCAACCCGCCGGACGACGAAGGUCGAGGACGAGGCAUACUGCCUCAUGGGCAUUCUCGGGAUCAACAUGCCUACGCUGUACGGCGAAGGGAGGAACGCGUUCCGUCGUCUUCAAGAGGAGAUCAUGAGGCAGUCUACCGACAUGUCACUCUUCGCGUGGGGUCAUCAUCUCGACGACACCGGCACCCUCCCCUCGUCCCAAGCUCCUCCGAGCCUCGACAGCCAUCAUUCAUUUUUGCUCGCUCCUUCCUCGUCGGUGUUUGUUACAUGCGCACACGUCCGUCAAGUCUGUCACGCGGAGUCUCAACAGUUCUUCAAGGCUGGCGAUAGACACUCCCUGGUGAAGCGGGUCAUGCGCAAGAAGGUGGCAGGCCUCCACAUUUUCACUGUUACUCCUUACGGAGUACACGCGCGGGUCCCCGUCAUCAAGCUUUCAGCAAGCAUCGCCGUGGCGGUCCUCCUCUGCUCGGUAUCCACAACCGGACAGCAACUAGGUCUCCUCCUGACCGCAUCUCCUACUUCGUCCGACCCCUCACGUCCACUAUACUACCCCUGCAUCACCACCUCCGAAAACUCGUCCUAUCGCCUGGUCCCCCUCGACGCCUCCCGCGGACAGCUCUUCCUCUUCGGCAAACCCGCCUCCGCAAAGUGGCGCGACAUCUACCUCGCGCACCGCCCGCCGCCCUCUCCCCCCGCCCGGCGCAUCUUCCUCAACCGCAGCCUCACGACCCCCUUCCGCAUCCCGCGCUGGACCUUCCACGCGCUCGCGCGCGCGCGCCACCACCUCGAGCUCCUCGCGCCUGCCGGCGGCGACGCCUCCCCGGACUGGGACGGCGCGACGCCGACGACGCUCGUCCUGAGCACGAGCGCGGACCUCGCGCGCGCGCGCUUCGGCGUGCUCCUCGGGCGCUGCGGCGGCGACCGCGACCGCGAUGCGGCGCCGCCGUCGCUGCCCGCGUCGCCGAUGUCCUCGCGGACGUACACGGCGCGCGCGCCGUCCACGGGCCCGCACUGGGCGCGCGUCGUCCUCCUCGGGUCUUCGGGCGCGGUGCCGACCACGCCGCUGAGCCCGACGUUCGGCGGCGCACCGGGUGGCGGUCAGUGCCAGGGCGACCACCAGUGCGCAGUGGACCACGUCGCGUCGUGGCCGGACUUCGCGCGCGCGUUCAAGUUCACGGUCGUCGAUACCGACACGGCGGAGAAGGUGGUCGUGGAGGUCGAGCUCGCGUUCCGCGCGAGUUCGCUGGUUCAGCCUCUGGCUGCUCUGGAUAAGCCGAGUUGGAGCGCCGGGACGGAGAACGAGAGGGAGGUGCACCGUCGAACGUUCGUUACAGAUAUUUCCGUCCGACGUGGGGAAGCUUGGGUCGACCCUUUCCCUCAAUGA